Messenger RNA from Hylaeus volcanicus, 3413 nucleotides. RefSeq names its product elongation of very long chain fatty acids protein 7-like. Gene Ontology annotation, biological process: fatty acid elongation, polyunsaturated fatty acid; very long-chain fatty acid biosynthetic process; sphingolipid biosynthetic process. Bases 442 to 2118 code for a protein of 558 amino acids. Gene Ontology annotation, molecular function: fatty acid elongase activity. NCBI's taxonomy places the organism in Eukaryota, Metazoa, Arthropoda, Insecta, Hymenoptera, Colletidae. The transcript is spliced from 11 exons. The record is from RefSeq and is a predicted model, not a curated record. Gene Ontology annotation, cellular component: endoplasmic reticulum membrane.
UUGGCGGUAUCAAGUUCUGCGGGGAGGUGGGCUAUAGCCCCGACGCAGCUCUAAUUAUAAUAUAAUAGCUGCUCGUUUUCACGACAGCAUUUUUGACGGGGGAAAGAAGCUUUGUCAGUCUGCUUUAAUUUGUCGCGGUGAUUGGUUGGAUCGGCGGUCUGUCGACGGAUGCGAUCGAUCCUGAGGGUCCUCGGAUCGAACAAGUUGAACGUGGAACGACAGGGGCCGUCCGUCCUCUUUCAUUUCUCUGAUUAUUUUUCUCGCAACGCGGACAAACGUCGAUGACGACGAGGGUAUUCAACGGCUAACGACAAAAGUACCGGAGAACUCUGUUCGAUUCUCGAGAUCACCGUUCUCUGCGUGGAAAAUCGAUCCAGGAGAAACUGCUAGUGUUGCGUGAAAGUUAGCUAGAGCACCGUCAGACUUCGAGUUUCGUUCAACAUGGCGUUGUUGAUACGUCGCAUCUACGAGAUGUACCGCUACGUCAACGACGAACUCUCAGAUCCCAGGACGCAGGACUUCUUCCUGAUUGGAUCACCGUGGGCCUGUUUAGGUAUAGUAGGAUUCUACUUGUACUUCGUGCAGGAACUAGGGCCCAGACUCAUGGAGAAGAGAAAGCCUUUCAAACUCGACAGAGUCAUUCAGAUAUACAACAUUAUACAGAUAGUAUUUUGCGCAUACGUGCUAUACAAGGCGAUGAUACUGGCCUGGCUAUUUCAUUACAGCUUCUACUGCGAGCCAGUUGAUUAUUCCAAUGAUCCUCGGGCGCUCGAGAUAGCCAAAACGGUCUGGAUGUACUUCAUGGCGAAGAUGUUUGAUCUCGUGGACACCGUAUUCUUCGUCCUCCGAAAGAAACAGAACCAAGUAUCCUUCCUCCACGUCUACCACCACUCGGGGAUGGCUUUUGGUACCUGGGCGGCGACCAAGUUCAUGGCGGGAGGACACAUCACAUUUUUAGGUACGCUCAACUGUUUCGUUCACGUGGUGAUGUACAGCUACUACUUAGCGACGUCCUUCCGAAUGAGCAAACCCUGGUGGAAGAAGUACAUCACCCAGCUGCAGUUGACCCAGUUCUUUCUCAUAUUGGUGCACUUCAUACUACUGGCCUGGGUGGACGACUGCGGUUUCCCUAAAUGGGUGGCAGCCGUGCUCAUCCCCCAAAACCUCUUCAUGAUUGUCCUGUUCGGCGAUUUCUACUACAAAGCCUACAUAAAAAAGCCCCGCCCCAAGGUCGCGCAAAAUGGUUUCUCGGCUGAAGGAUCGAACGGAAAUCUAAAGAGCCAAAAUUCGUUCGAGUCAGUGUCCAGUAAAUUCAUCGACAUGACCAGCAUAAUUCGCGAGGUGGUGAACAAUUACGAGGAGUUCGCGGAGAUAACCAAAGAAAUUAACUUGGACUCGUGGACAAUGAUGUCGUCGCCUGGACCGAUGCUUUGCAUCGUAGCAUGCUACCUGGCGUUCGUCCUGAAAAUCGGCCCCAAAAUGAUGGAAAAGAGGCCGCCCUUUCAAGUGAAUUCCCUGCUGAUCGCCUACAAUGCUUUUCAAGUAGUCUUCAGCGUUUGGUUAACCCUUAAGGGAGUAGAUCCCAGAAUCUGGAAGGUAAUCAUAUCGCCUAAAUGCAACGCGGCUCAAACAUCCAAGGACAUAGAUCUCCAAACUGCGGUAGUGGCGACAGCUUACUGGUACUUCAUAGGAAAACUUACCGAGCUUUUGGACACGGUGUUCUUCGUCCUGCGGAAGAAGCAAAAUCAGGUCAGCUUUCUGCACGUUUAUCAUCACACGGUGCUCGUCGUCUUCGGCUGGGUGUACGUCAAGUAUUUACCAGGCGAGCAAGGCGCUAUGCUCGGUAUCUUGAAUUCCUUCGUUCACAUCGUCAUGUACACGUACUACUUGAUCGCUGCUCUGGGUGCAGAGUACAAGAAAUACUUGUGGUGGAAGAAGUACAUGACGUGCCUCCAACUGGUCCAAUUCGUCAUGAUGCUGUGCUAUCUGAUGAUGACCCUCGCGAUGGACUGCAAGGUCCCAAAGACCCUCACCUACUUCUUCAUGGCGAACGUGGUGCUCUUUCUCUACCUGUUCGGCGACUUUUACAGAAAGAGCUACACGAAAAAGAGCAUCUAAUGUAUACCUACAAUGACUUUAUCCAGGCGCGAACGUCUGCCGUAGCAAUCGUCUUUGAACGCACGUCGGAUGUCGAUCGCCUAACGGUGGAAAAGAGGAAAAGGUACGGAGACUGCACGGGCAGAAAUGGAAGUCGUAUCGAGGUCAGAGCGCGUCGGCAGACGGCGUCAAACCAAUUAGGAUGCCAGUAUCCGAAGGAUACGAAUUCAGAGUUCAUUCGGGGAAAUCGGUUUCACUGUUUCCGAGGCAAAGCCGCGCGAGGUAACGGGGCUCGAGCAGCAAUCUAGGCCAUUAGGUCCACAGUCGAUGCGUUGCUCGAAGAAGCGUCGAAGAAGCACGACGCACGUGCGGGAAGAGGUUGGCGACACCGGAGGAGCCUUGACCAAGUCUGAAUCGCCGCAGGCUUUGGGUUUUGGUUCAACUGGGCUACGAUCCGAGAAAGAAAGCAAGCGAGAGAAGGCCGUGCCCCCUCAGACGUUGCCACGCAUUCCCAGAGAAACGGUAACUGCUUUUUCUUUGAGCUACAAGACUGCUUCGACUUCGAGCAUACGGAUUCAUCUGGAAUUCCAACUGACCGUGACGCACCUACCUAGCCUUUGUACGCCGGAUUCUGUUUUCGAUGAAACAGCACGUGGUUGGAUCUGGGAACGUCGCCAUCGAAGCCUUCUUCCGUUUUGUCGCUGAAACAAUGAAUGGAACACAUAGCCGUUAAUUAAUCUCCCAAAGUUCUAUACGGAGCUGGAGAGAUUGCCUCCGACGAGGAAACAUCGCCUGUCAGGAGCGAAUUUCGAUGGAACUUUGCUCGAAUGACGAAUGGGUUUCCUUUUUCCUGGAGACUCGUGAAUUAUCAGAAAAAAUAGUCAAUAAUUUUUACCUUUGAAACUGGGUUCCAUUCAGAGGCAAUCCUUUCAGUUCCUCGAUAGAGGUACAUACAUAGUUUGCGUUCAGAUGGUCUCAGGGAGUUCUAUAAUCUCGGAAUUUCGAGAUAAUACACUGGGAAGGAUCGUGUCGCUCGACGUUAAAUAGGAUAAUUAUUCCAGGUAAAAACUCCAAGUAAAAAUACCAGGUAAAAAUCGGUCUCCAUACGAUCGAUCGCGUCGAUUCGCUCGAAAACAUUAUUGCGUCGACGAGAUUUCCUUGUUUUUGAGCGAACCAACGAGCUGUUUUAUCAAUGCAACACAUCUGUCACGAUUGACGGCACUUAUCGUAAAUAAAAACGUUGCCGUCGAUCGUGAUACGUGAAUGGAUUUUUGUGUAUGGAUAUGUAAAUACAUGGUAUUAUUUAUUGAUAUUUA